Messenger RNA from Lactuca saligna, 333 nucleotides. Lineage: Eukaryota; Viridiplantae; Streptophyta; Magnoliopsida; Asterales; Asteraceae. The record is from the annotation of a GenBank genome assembly.
AUGAUCAAAAGGGCAGCAGAUGGAAGUGUUGUGAAAAAAGAAAAUUUAACAUGGACAGAUCAUAUGGAUAAUGUUCUAGUUGAAGCUCUUGUAAAGGAAGAUGAUAUAGGUAAUCGGGUGAAUGCUACAUUCACUUCGCAAACAUAUGUGAACAUGAUUGCAGGGUUGAGUAAACAGUUUAACAAGUCUAUUAUAAAAGAUCAACUUAAAAACAGAAUGAAAACUUUAAAAAGUAAUUUUAGUAAAUGGUAUGAUAUGUAUCGGGGUACUUCGUUGAGUGGGUUCUCAUGGAAUUCUCAAACAAAAAACAUCGAAGCAGAGGAGGAAGUAUGA